AUGCCGAGUAGGUUUACCAGACCACCAUUUAUCUCUUAUGAUGGGAAGACAAGCCCUGUUGAACAUGUAAGUCAUUACAUUCAAAUGAUAUCUUUGUACAAUCAAAAUGACGCAUUGAUGUGUAAGGUGUUCCCCUCUAGUCUUGGGCCCACGGCUUUAAGAUGGUUUAAUGGGUUAAGGAAGGAAUCUAUUCACAGCUUUGGAGAGCUAAUUCAGGAGUUUGGAGUUCGGUUUAUGACCUGUAGCCAAGUACCACGGCCACUAGACACGUUACUCUUUAUGAAGAUGGGGGCAUGGGAGACUCUUCAAAGCUACGCCAAUAGGUACUGGGAGUUAUAUAAUGAGAUUGGAGGGGGUAAUGAGAAAAUCGCCGCAAGCACUUUCAGAUUUGGUUUACCAGAGGACUUGGAGUUACGAGAAUCAUUGACAAAGAGACCCCCUGAGGACAUAAGGCAACUUAUAAGGCGUAUCGAAGAGUACAAAAGGUUAGAAGAUGAUCGGCAGUAA
Quercus lobata is the source of this 507-nucleotide messenger RNA. RefSeq lists its product as uncharacterized. The record is from RefSeq and is a predicted model, not a curated record. The transcript has a single exon. The coding region runs from base 1 to 507 and encodes 168 amino acids. Lineage: Eukaryota; Viridiplantae; Streptophyta; Magnoliopsida; Fagales; Fagaceae.